AAAAAGAAAGAAAGAAAGAAAGAAAGAAGAGAGAGAUGGGUGAGCCGAAGGUACAAUUGCUGGACAUGUCAAGAGUUCCUAAAGUUCGAGAGGGGUUCUACGCGACGAACAACCAGUUCCAGAAAGAGGGUCCAAAGGGUUUCGUCCAAGUGAAGGUUCUGGAGGACGACAAGCUCUAUGUGCGUGUGGACUUGCCCGGUGUUCCAGACGACGCCGUUCACGUCAGAGUUGACGCCGUCAGACAAAAGGUUGUGUUUUUCUCCGGCGAGACUGUCGUCAACCAGAAGGAAGGCGUGCGUGAGUACUCCGGAACAGCCGGUCUGGGCUGUGACUGCUGCGAGAUCACAGGCGUGGCCGAUGUCAAAAUGAAAGACGGGGUUUUAAGGAUGAUUCUCUCGAGGGUGAGGGUGAACAAGGAUCAACAGGACAACACGUGUACUCUCACUGUGCCUCCUUUCACAGGCAAAUCCGGGAUACGUUUGGAGGAUCAUCCGUAUGUGGUGAAAGGUCGCAAGGAAGCACUUUUUUGGGAUCCAACAGUAGUGCAAGGAGGGUUUUACUUUGCAGUAGACGUGCCAGGUGCUUGUGGGGAUGAUGUAGAAGUUUCUGCUAAUGAGAACGUAAUCAGAUUCAAAGCUGAGAUCAAAGACGUUGGUCAUGAGCAUGAUGAGAGCGGUCGAACCUACCUGGGAAGCAUGAAAAGUCCUUUUUGUUCCCCUGAGCUACCUUUGAAUACCACCCACACCAUCGGUUGGGAUGUUGAAUUUGGUGUUCUCAAGGUUGUUGUUCUACCUCCUGGAAUCACAACACCAUCAACGCCUAAGGGAACCCCUAUCGAAUAAUCCAAUCUCUUUCUCUCCUUCUCUUUUAGUACUCUCUACUGUUUUUUACAUUUUGGGACAAGUUACAGUGACUAGUUUUUCUCUGUUUACGCUGAGACAAUGGUGUGUGAAAAGAGAGAGAGAGAGACUCGCUAUGCUUUUGCGUUUGCUAUGGAAUCAAGUAAUUCAUGUCAUUACUUUUCACAAGA
This is a messenger RNA of Capsella rubella, 1030 nucleotides long. RefSeq lists its product as uncharacterized. The transcript is spliced from 3 exons. The coding region runs from base 36 to 842 and encodes 268 amino acids. The record is from RefSeq and is a predicted model, not a curated record. NCBI's taxonomy places the organism in Eukaryota, Viridiplantae, Streptophyta, Magnoliopsida, Brassicales, Brassicaceae.